ACGGUUGUACAAUUUUUUUAAUCACAUCUCGUGAAACGAACACCAAAAUAGAUUAACCUCCUCGGACUUCCACCCUGUUAUCUCUGUAAACAAGGAAUGUUUUGAAAAGCUCGCUGUAAUUUGCACCCACUCUUCAUGAUUCUAUCACAUCUUGAUGCUUCCUUCGCUCGGAAGACCCCGAUCCUUGCGUAAUUGAGAGGCCGUGUGUUCUUAAUUGCAUUGUGUCAACGCUCUUUAACAGAAUGUCAACAAACUACGUAAAUGAAGCAAGUAGCCAAUAAGAAUGCCUGAUUAGCUUGAUUUUCUCAUCAACAGCCUCUAGGUGAUACGUGGACAUCGACCAAUCGUCGAUUAAUGUUCAAUUUUGAUUUCUUAUCGCUGAAUAAUGAUAUUGUGAAAAAUUCCUGUAGGUCUCCAAGUACUGUUUUUAGGGUUCACAUCUACGGGUGGUAUCCUAUUUCUGUUUCGGUCAUCAGCGUGAGUCCUGAACGCCAACAUCGCAAUCAUCUAUUCUCAACGUUGUUGCGUGUCCAAUUUUAAACUAAGGAAUAUGAACGAAGCAAUCAGAAAUCCUGUUACUCCGUUCUCGAUCACCGAUAUUUUGAAUCGUAAUGAUGUCCCACAGCAGAAUAACAGCAGCCUUCCUUCUUGGAGUCAGCACCCUGCCCACACUCAUCCCGUGUCGCCGACAUAUUUGCCAUUACCGUACUUUCAAAGCGCUUUACCCAUCCAUCAGCUGAGCUGCUACAAAACAUUCACUGCCUCGCAAGUUCCUACAGCAUUGCCCUCACUUAGUAGAGAACGAAAACCUGAAGAAAUCGCAGAGCGAGCAGAAGAAAUAGCGAAAGUUCACAAAAACCACGAAAGAGAUGUCAACCACACCUCGACUUCCAACCCUCAACAACAGGCCAAACCGCGAAAGAAGCGAUCAAGAGCGGCCUUCUCUCACGCUCAAGUAUUCGAGUUAGAAAGACGGUUCAGCCAUCAAAAAUAUUUGUCUGGACCUGAGAGAGCAGAGCUUGCUGCUGCUUUAAAACUGACUGAGACACAGGUUAAAAUCUGGUUUCAGAACAGGAGAUACAAAACAAAACGACGUCAGCUCGCAUCAGAAAUUUGCCCUCCGAGUGCGGCGAAGAAAGUCGCGGUACGAGUUUUGGUUCGGGAUGAUCACAAACAGUAUGAAGACAUAGGAUUAUCGGGUCUAUCAAUGGCGCCAUUUGGCAGUCAAACCUUCGCUCCCCCUUGUGGUUUUUACUACAGAUGAAUUCAAGAUUACUAAAUCACGUCCCAAAUGCAACAACAAACAGACCCUUCAAUUCAAACCCUGCGAACACGAAGACAGUGACACUCAAAGAGUACCAUUCAAACAAUUUAAUCGCUGCCGUCCUCGAUGGCUCAAUCCCGAAACAAUUCUGCUUUAACACCAAAUAGCGGCAAAAAGGUAAAAAGAUUAGCGGAGGAUAACGUUUUAACUCCUAGCUACGGAAGUAAAUCACUUGCGUCCGGUGAAUUACAUGGAGUGGUCUACUCUCUCAAAGUUUACUCACAUCAUCGAAAUUAGAUUGCGCGAGUGUUAGGCUCUUAAUUACCUUUAAUCCAAGAUUAAGAUUAACGAGAGUGUAUGAUAGUGUUCAGAUUGAGUGGGGGACUGAAAAAAAUUCCCAAAAGAAACAAUUAUAGGCCUUAAGUUGAAGCAACGGUUAUUGGUAGAUAUCGAAAGGGAAUAGGGACAUGAACUAUAUUUCAAUUUUGUACCGACAAUAGCACUAAACUCAACCGCGUACCAAAGUACGCUACUUUGAUUUCUAUAGUAUCACUGUAGCUAAAAACCAUUUAAGUAAUAUUUUCCCAAACUUUUUUAACAUCACAAAUAGCGAAAAAAUUCACCGAAUUAGGUCGGAGAGCGCAUAAGAAAGACAUGGUCGCCAGUGAUAAACAAAUACACAUCCUUGAAAGAAGAGUCAGCCGAUUUUUAUUUCAUUGAUUCCUACGCGUAGAAAUGUUAAGUCGCGACGAGCUGAAAUACAGUCACAAGUAAUUCGGGAGAGAGCCGCAAUUUUAUGCAGCACAAAUAGAAAGUAUAAAAAGGCCCGGGUGACAUGUUUGUCCACAUCUCUUUUGAAUUACUUCAGCUUUAAUUGAUGCCUGGAGUUUCACAUCCGAGAGCGCUUUGUUAACUCUCGAUGGUGCGCAAGAAUUUAACGGUCGAAAUCAUUGCAUUUUUUCGAUUGAGUCAUUUACCGAGAGUGAGAUAGAGCGAUAGAUAAGUAUCACAGCGACACCCGAAAUACAAUUACAGUCGACUGAAUUUGAUUACA
This is a messenger RNA of Pocillopora damicornis (cauliflower coral), 2318 nucleotides long. Its product is annotated as homeobox protein Nkx-2.3. NCBI's taxonomy places the organism in Eukaryota, Metazoa, Cnidaria, Anthozoa, Scleractinia, Pocilloporidae. Gene Ontology annotation, cellular component: nucleus. Gene Ontology annotation, molecular function: DNA-binding transcription factor activity, RNA polymerase II-specific; RNA polymerase II cis-regulatory region sequence-specific DNA binding. Gene Ontology annotation, biological process: regulation of transcription by RNA polymerase II; cell differentiation. The record is from RefSeq and is a predicted model, not a curated record.